Messenger RNA from Opisthorchis viverrini, 818 nucleotides. RefSeq lists its product as hypothetical. The transcript has 4 exons. The annotation marks the transcript as partial. The record is from RefSeq and is a predicted model, not a curated record. Lineage: Eukaryota; Metazoa; Platyhelminthes; Trematoda; Opisthorchiida; Opisthorchiidae.
AUGGGUCUUGUGAACAGUCGAUCAGCCGUCAGCGAGGAUUUACUGACUCCAUUCUUCCAAAAUGACACAGAACUUACUCGUAAUGGAAACAUAUUGACAAAUGCAUUGCUUCAUCUCGGGUCACGCGAUGGAUCCGUGAAGGGCGUAAAGUCAGUAAAGUACAUCAAAAUGCCACGUGACGAUGUUGAUCAAUCAGCUGAAAGUGUGCACAUCUCUAAUGCCAGUGUUGAGCAUCAUGCGCGUGAUAUGACUUCGACACACACAGCAGCAGAACAGUUAUCCAAAACCACCUACCCUAGAAUGAACGGUGGUUUGGAAUACGGGGCCGUACACAGGGAUUCUAUACCAUCUUGUAGCAGGUCACGUGCACACCAGAAGUGUCCCACUGUUUUGAUAGAAAGGGUUUGGAGGAGACUGAUGCCGUGUCAUCGGCGGGGUGAUCAAAGUAAGCCGUUACGUUUGCAACGUUCAGACAGCAGUGAUGUAUCCAGCCUUCCACGUGAGGCCCACCCAUCAAGUAAACCUCGGUCUUCCGAAAACUGCCUGGAUCGUGUGAGCACACUUCAACCGAGUAAUCAUCAUUCGCAUCCGACUUACGGGUCAGUGCACCGUUCACCUGCCCCACACCACUCCAAUCUUCAAACCCAACUCCAUUCGGAACUGGCACAAUACAUUGAGUCAAUGAAUGAGCUGUCCAGUCUAAAGACACAACUCGGAACCAUCUCGAGACUGAUUGCCUCGGAAACACCUCAGCUUCCCACACAUCUGCAAACAGCCAUGUUCCCAAGCAAAUCUGUCCAAACCGAACACCAGCAAGA